Messenger RNA from Betta splendens (Siamese fighting fish), 2219 nucleotides. Its product is annotated as probable cyclin-dependent serine/threonine-protein kinase DDB_G0292550. Lineage: Eukaryota; Metazoa; Chordata; Actinopteri; Anabantiformes; Osphronemidae. The record is from RefSeq and is a predicted model, not a curated record. The transcript has a single exon. The coding region runs from base 1 to 2085 and encodes 694 amino acids.
AUGACCAGGUCCAACUCCAGCAGCAGCUCAAACAACGACAAGAUCCAUCAUUCCAACCACGACCACAACUGUUGGUCCAACCACAAUAACCACCACUCCCACUCCAACCACGACUACUGGUCCAACCACAAGAACCACCACUCCAACCACGACCACAACUGUGGGUCCGACCACAAGAACCACCACUCCAACUCCAACCACGACCACAAGAACCACCACUCCAACUCCAACCACGACCACAACUUCGGGUCCAACCACAAGAAUAACUACUCCAACUUCCACCAUGACCACAACUGCUACUCCAACCACGACCACAACUUCUGGUCUGACCACAAGAAUGACCACUUCAACUCCAACCACGACCACAACUGCUGGUCCAACCACAAGAACCACCACUCCAACUCCAACCACGACCUCAACUGCUGGUCCGACCACAAGAGCCACCACUCCAAAUCCAACCACAACCACAACUUCUGGUCCAACAACAAGAAUCACCACUCCAACUCCAACCACGACCACAACUGCUACUCCAACCACGACCACAACUGCUGGUCCAACCACAAGAACCACCACUCCAACUCCAACCACGACCACAACUGCUGGUCCGACCACAAGAGCCACCACUCCAAAUCCAACCACAACCACAACUUCUGGUCCAACCACAAGAAUCACCACUCCAACUCCAACCACGACCACAACUGCUACUCCAACCACGACCACAACUGCUGGUCCGACCACAAGAACCACCACUCCAACUCCAACCACGACCACAACUGCUGGUCCAACCACAAGAACCACCACUCCAACUCCAACCACAACCACAACUGCUACUCCAACCACGACCACAACAGCUGGUCCGACCACAAGAACCACCACUCCAACCACGACAACAACUGCUGGUCCGACCACAAGAAUCACCACUCCAACUCCAACCACGACAACAACUGCUGGUCCGACCACAAGAAUCACCACUCCAACUCCAACCACGACCACAACUGCUGGUCCGACCACAAGAACCACCACUCCAACACCAACAACGACCACAACUGCUGGUCCAACCACAAGAACCACCACUCCAACUCCAACCACGACCACAACUGCUGGUCCGACCACAAGAACCACCACUCCAACCACGACCACAACUGCUGGUCCGACCACAAGAACCACCACUCCAACUCCAACCACGACCACAACUGCUGGUCCGACCACAAGAACCACCACUCCAACUCCAACCACGACCACAACUUCUGGUCCGACCACAAGAAUCACAACUGCUACUCCCAUCACGACCACAACUUCUGGUCCGACCACAAGAACCACCACUCCAACUCCAACCACGACCACAACUGCUGGUCCAACCACAAGAACCACCACUCCAACUCCAACCACGACCACAACUGCUGGUCCGACCACAAGAGCCACCACUCCAACCACGACCACAACUGCUGGUCCGACCACAAGAGCCACCACUCCAACCACGACCACAACUGCUGGUCCGACCACAAGAACCACCACUCCAACUCCAACCACGACCACAACUUCUGGUCCGACCAUAAGAAUCACAACUGCUACUCCAAUCACGACCACAACUGCUGGUCCGACCACAAGAACCACCACUCCAACUCCAACCACAACCACAACUUCUGGUCCAACCACAAGAAUCACCACUCCAACUCCAACCACGACCACAACUGCUACUCCAACCACGACCACAACUGCUACUCCAACCACGACCACAACUGCUGGUCCGACCACAAGAACCACCACUCCAACCACGACAACAACUGCUGGUCCAACCACAAGAACCACCACUCCAACUCCAACCACAAUCAGAACUGCAUCAACAACAAAUACAUUUCCAACGACUCCUCCUCAAACAAACACUACACCAACAACAGCGGCAGCUACUAUUCAUCAACGGACUCCAUGCUUCAACCCAGAAAACCGUUUGCUGGUCCAGCAACAGGAACAGUUGUUUGCAGAGCAACAACUGCUGAUCCAACAGCAGCAGUUGCUCUACCAGCAGGAACAAGUGCUGACACAACAACAGCAACAGUUGUUUGGACAGCUACAACUCCUGGUUGAGCAACUACAACAACAGUUAUAUGCACAGCGUGACCUGCCGUUCGAGCAACAGCGACAGUGCUACCAACAACAAGAUGGCCUGUUACAACAACAGCAACAGUUGUUUUCACAGCAACAACUGUUGAUCGAUCAAC